AUGGCGGAUCCUAGAAAUCAACCAAUGACAGCCAUGUAUGAGGCGUACAUGGCAAGGAAAAGACGCAAAAUACUCGACAGUGUAGAUGACGAGUUCGCCAGAGAAACGAAAGAGCUUGUCCUUAGCAACUUCCUCAACCCAAAAUACAGCGAUUUGGCAAUCUUCUGUGAUGAUGAAAUCUUUCCAGCACAUAGGAACAUCAUCUGUUCUCAAUCCAAGUACUUUGAGGUAGCUUGUGAUGGACGCUUCAGGGAAGGUGACGGACAGAUAAGACUCGAAGGUCAAGAUCCAAUCCUGGUCAAGAAGACGCUUGAAUUCCUCUACACGGGCAACUAUACGUACGACCCACCAUUAUAUCUAGAGAUGGGGCGACUGUCAGAGGCCGAGAUUGAACCCCUUGCAGAAAUCGGGGGACGGACGGGCAUUGUAAACCCACGAUUCGGGGAGCCAUAUUUCGAUGCGCAGAUGUACGCCCAGGGCGACUAUUUCCAGAUUGAUACUCUCAAGUGCAAGGCGAAGAAGUACUUCAAGGAGUCCUUUUUGAGGUACACUACUCGAGACUCGUACACCUCUGCUGUCAUUGAAGUGUACAGCUCCACAGCGGAGAAUGAUCGUGGACUCAGAGAUCUUGUCGUGCAACUUACAACCAAUAACCUGCCACUCCUGAGAAGGGCGGCGGAUCCUAUACUGCACGAUAAUCUUCUGGAGUGUAUUCCCAGCUUCAUGCGUGAUAUUUGUCUUUCUGCGGUGGAGAGGUGCGCUCAGCUUUAG
This is a messenger RNA of Aspergillus pseudoviridinutans, 771 nucleotides long. Its product is annotated as BTB/POZ domain-containing protein. The coding region runs from base 1 to 771 and encodes 256 amino acids. Gene Ontology annotation, molecular function: protein binding. The transcript is spliced from 3 exons. Lineage: Eukaryota; Fungi; Ascomycota; Eurotiomycetes; Eurotiales; Aspergillaceae. The record is from RefSeq and is a predicted model, not a curated record.